Molecule: messenger RNA, 561 nt
Organism: Pterocles gutturalis (yellow-throated sandgrouse)
Lineage: Eukaryota; Metazoa; Chordata; Aves; Pterocliformes; Pteroclidae
Product: podocalyxin-like protein 2
Exons: 4
Source: RefSeq, a predicted model, not a curated record
GAUGCCUUCUCCAGACAGGCGGAUGGACUGCAGGACCGCUGGCUGAUCUCUCUGAGCAAACCCAGCGAGAAUGACAAGCACUUGCUAAUGACUCUGGCAGGGGAACAGGGUGUCAUCCCUACAAAAGAUGUUCUCAUGGCACUGGGGGAUGUUAAGAGGAGCUUAGCCGAGAUUGGCAUCCAGAACUACUCAACCACCACAAGCUGCCAGUCGCACCCCAACCAGACACGCAGUGACUAUGGGAAACUCUUUGUGGUACUGGUGAUCAUCGGCUCCAUCUGUGCCAUCAUCAUUGUGUUGGGGCUCAUAUACAACUGCUGGCAGAGACGCCUGCCCAAGAUGAAGAACAUGUCACACGGCGAGGAGCUGCGCUUUGUUGAGAACGGCUGCCAUGACAACCCCACCUUGGAUGUGGCCAGUGACAGCCAGUCAGAAAUGCAGGAGAAGAAGCCAAGCGUGAACGGUGGAAACACCAUCAAUGGCCCCGACAGCUGGGAUGUCCUGAUCAAUAAGCAGGCGAGCGAGGACGUGGAUGUGUUUGAGGAAGACACGCAUCUUUAG